CAUCGAAAAUAUCAAUUGCUUCAUAUCUAUUCUAAGCGUCUGUUUUCUCUGGCGCGCUGUAUUUAAGUUGAGGUUUUCGAGAAAUUGGAAAUAAUAUUCGAAUUAGAUUUAUAAACACGUUCUGUGUGAUUGUAUUGACUUGAUGGUUAUUUAAUUAUUUAUCAUUUAAACGCUAUUAUAUAGAAUGGAGCCUGUGUUUACUGUAUUAGUAUUUAGUUCCGUAGUUGUUGCAUUUGUUAUUUUUAACUAUGCAAAACUAAAACAUCAUAUGAGUUCGACGUUUCUAUCCGGUGAAGAUAUUAUUCUAACUGACACAAUUGAAAGGAAGAAUGAAAAUAGAAGACUACAUUUGCCGACUGUACGACAGCGGAAAAGUACAAACUUACCUUCCGGAAGGAUCGGAUUGGUACCAAGUGUGCUUCCGGUGCAAGAAAAGGUAGUUCCAUUGAGCGUCAAUUACCAUUUCACGCGGAAAUGCAAUUAUCAAUGUGGAUUUUGCUUUCACACAGCUAAAACAUCAUUCGUUUUGCCUCUUGAGGAUGCUAAACGUGGACUGUCACUGCUAAAGGAUGCCGGCAUGGAAAAGAUCAACUUUUCUGGCGGAGAGCCGUUUAUCGUGAAAAGAGGGGCGUUCGUUGGUGAACUAGUUAGGUUCUGCAAGGAGUCUUUACAACUACCGAGUGUCACUAUUGUGAGCAACGGAAGUCUCGUUACGGAGAAUUGGUUCAAAACAUACGGUGCCUAUCUAGAUAUUCUGGCUGUUUCUUGCGACAGUUUUGAUCCGGACACAAACGAGAAAAUUGGUCGACAGCAGGGACAGAAAAACCAUUUGAGCUCAUUAAGGUCCGUCAGAAGACUCUGUGCGGAAUACCAGGUGGCGUUUAAGCUGAACUCAGUGGUGAACACUUACAACAAGGAUGAAAACAUGGUUGAAGAGGUGAAACAACUUAACCCGUGCAGAUGGAAGGUCUUCCAGUGUCUUUUGAUAGACGGAGAAAAUGCCGGGGCAGAUGCCAUCAGGAAUGCCCAGACGUUUGUCAUAUCGGACGAGGAGUUUCAAUCUUUCCUUGAGAGGCAUCGGGAUGUUGAGUGUCUGGUACCUGAAUCUAAUGAAAAGAUGCAAAACUCGUAUUUGAUUUUGGACGAAUAUAUGCGAUUCCUGGACUGUACCAAAGGCAGCAAGCAGCCAUCAAAGUCGCUUCUGGACGUCGGCGUAGAUAACGCCUUAUUGUUCAGUGGAUUCGAUGAGAGGAUGUUCUUCAAGAGAGGGGGACAAUACGUUUGGAGCAAGGCAGAUAUGAGACUUGAGUGGUAGUCGCCCUUACAAGAGAUCAUUCUGUGUUAUACAAAGAGAUAAACACUGUUUUUACUGUUAUAAAACUUGAGAGGUUGUCUCCCUUGCAAGAUAGUAUUCCGUGUGUAUACAAAUAGAUAAACAAUGUAUGCCGUUAUAAAGCUUGAAAGGUAGUCACCCAUGCAAGAGAUUAUUCAGUGUAUAUACAAAUAGAUAAACAUUGUAUGCCGAAAAAAGGCUUCAGGGGUAGUCUCCGUUGACAUAAUUUAAGUCCGAUGAAUUUUAAUGUAUAUGUUAAGAUAUAUACAUCUUAUGUGGUGUUGAGAAGUCAUCCUUGCCAAUGAACUGAGAUCUUGUGUCAAUAUGUACAUAUGUUUUAAUAUACUCAAGAUAUAACCUUGAAAAACCUUAAAAAGAAAAUUCGUUGUCUGUCAUAACGGUUUUGUGUGAAAGUGUCUGUUUUUUAAAACCUUUGAUUAAGACAAAAUAACUAUCUAUAUUAUCAAGAUGCAGCAUACGAAUAAUGUUUCGUUUUUGUUGGCUUCCUUAAAAUGUAUUGACAUUGUUACUUCGUGGUCUCUUUUCGGUGUUAUUUCUUUAUAUCAAAUUGGGUGUGGCUUUUAUAUAUCUAUAUCGAUUCUUUACGUCUAGAUAUUAUUGCUUUCUCUUUUUAUAGUAUAAUUCGCAUAGAUCGGAUUACGUACAUGUUUAUGUAUGGUUGGUUGCUGUAUACAUUACUAAAAUAUUGUUAAACGGCAGCUAUCAUAAUAUUGUUAUAUACUAGCUUUUAUGCAAACACGACCAAACUAAGUCAGAUAUAUGUACAUAUUUUUUUUAUUAUACACAUGUAAGAUAUGUAUAUAAAAAUCCCAAAACGUUGACUUUCAUAACAGUCCCAUGUGAAAAUGUCUGUUUUUGACAAAAUAAUUAUAAUUGUUAUCAACAUGAGAUAUAUGUAUUAUUCUUCCUAUGAAUUUCGUUUUUUAUUAGCUUCUUUUAAAUGUAUUGACUUUAUUACUUCGUGAUCAUUUUCAUUGUUUCAUUGAUAUUAUUGCUCUUUCUUCUCGUGUUUGGUUUGUUGCUGUAUACAUUACUAAAACAUUCUGAAACGGCAGCUUCCAUUAUAUUGUUAAACACUAGCUAUUGCGCCUAUAUAAUCACGACCAGUAUCAUUCAGUUUUAGCCUGAGAGACAGUAGUUGUCAUUACAUUAUCAUAUAUAUGCUAGAGAUUGUGCCUAUCGCAAUCAGAGACAUUGAACUUUAGCUUGUUUAACGGCUUGUUGUCGAUAAACAGUUAUAUAAUAGUAAUAUGCCUACGGCAGCUAUCAUCAUAUUGUUACAUAAAAGUGAUUAUUGAUUUCAGAAACAAAGUAGUCCGUUUUAGCUUAAA
This is a messenger RNA of Mya arenaria, 2685 nucleotides long. RefSeq names its product radical S-adenosyl methionine domain-containing protein 2-like. The transcript has 7 exons. Gene Ontology annotation, molecular function: catalytic activity; 4 iron, 4 sulfur cluster binding. Gene Ontology annotation, cellular component: lipid droplet; endoplasmic reticulum membrane. Lineage: Eukaryota; Metazoa; Mollusca; Bivalvia; Myida; Myidae. Gene Ontology annotation, biological process: defense response to virus. Bases 185 to 1315 code for a protein of 376 amino acids. The record is from RefSeq and is a predicted model, not a curated record.